Molecule: messenger RNA, 1440 nt
Organism: Epithele typhae
Lineage: Eukaryota; Fungi; Basidiomycota; Agaricomycetes; Polyporales; Epitheliaceae
Product: cysteine proteinase
Exons: 6
Coding region: 1-1440 (479 amino acids)
Biological process (GO): protein deubiquitination
Molecular function (GO): cysteine-type deubiquitinase activity
Source: RefSeq, a predicted model, not a curated record
AUGGGCCACACCAAGAGGAGGAACGUGCGGCAGGCACCGCAAAUGCGGUCGCGCAUCACCAGAAGCAAGGGGAAGCCUAUCUUGUCUAAUCCUGAAGAAAACAGUCAGCUCCUCAACGCACAGCUCCGUGGGCUCGGGCUGUAUGCUGCUCACACCAUCGGCGAUGGCAACUGCCUAUUCAGGGCGUUGUCUGACCAACUAUAUGGCACUCCCGCCCAUCACCUGAAGCUCAGACAAGAUAUUUGCGACUGGAUCGAAGAGCACAAGGAUCGUUAUGCACCUUUCGUUGAGGAUGGCCGUGGUCUUGACCAUCAUCUCGCUUGUAUGCGCCAGCAAGCUACAUACGGCGGACAUCUCGAGCUCUCUGCCUUUGCCCAUGUGACGAGACGCAACGUCAAGGUUAUCCAGCCUGGACUAGUGUACGUCAUUGAGUGGGAUGCCGGCGGAGAUCCGGGAGAGUCCCAAACGGAAGACGUUGCGACCGACCGCGACAGACGCCGCUCGAAGCGCAACAAAUGCCGCGAGGCAGACAAGACGGCAUCGGAAGACGCAGAACUGGAGACUGCAGUGGGGACCGCUUAUGUCGCGCGGUUGACGUUGUACAGCUAUCACGACUGGGAGCACUUCUCCUCUAUUAGGAACCUAAGGGGUCCGCAUGCCGGUUUCCCUAACGUCGAGGAAUCGCACGUUUCCGACAAUGAGGAGCUUCCUUCUCCCCCACCUAAGAAGCCGACGUCGAAAGCGAAGGGCAAAGUCAAUCCCUCCAAGACCCCGAGGAUUCGGUCAUCUGCCACCACUAUCAUCGCGUCCGCUCCAGAUCAGGCUCCUCCGUUGACUCCGGCGGAAAUUCCAUUGCCUAGAUCUACAUCACCGUCUCCGCCUCCCUCUUCAACCCCAUCAUCCCAAACCCACGCUUGUCAUUCCCCCAAACGUACCUUCGAUGAAUCUUCGGCCUCAUCGCAUUCUGAGAGGUCUCGAGGUGCUACAAAGCGAGCCAAGAGUCGUGCAACAUCCUCGACAAGAACAGUCGACGCCCAGUCGACGCCGCUCGCUCUUAGCAAGGUCGUGAGCGCAGAUGUCGACGAUCCAGACACCCCCGAUCUUUCUGCCUCCAGUUCCUCGGCGGACUCUCUCAGCUCGUUGUCUUCUGUCCCUUCCCCAGCAGGGACCCCUCCCCCUCCGGACCCUCCAGCCCCGAAACCCCUUACACACCGCCAACGCAAAUCAUUGGGGCUGCCCAAACCUCGUGCGGCAUUGGUCGGGCGUGCUGGUCCACGCACCCGGAGCGCCGGCAAGAUCGUCAUUCCUGGAGGCCGUUUCAAGACCAACAAGGCGGCGGCAACGGCUGCAGAUGGGUCGGAGGACGACGCUGAUGCGGAAUGGCGCAAGAAUGGCACAGGGCGCUUGGACGUUCGAGGAUUCAGGGAGUUGAAGAUCUAA